CAUUUGGGGGAUAUCUGUACUGUCCUGACAUUUGGGGGAUAUCUGUACUGUCCUGACAUUUGGGGGAUAUCUGUACUGUUCCUGACAUUUGGGGGAUAUCUGUACUGUUCUGACAUUUGGGGGAUAUCUGUACUGUUCUGACAUUUGGGG
Staurois parvus is the source of this 150-nucleotide messenger RNA. The record is from the annotation of a GenBank genome assembly. Lineage: Eukaryota; Metazoa; Chordata; Amphibia; Anura; Ranidae.